Candidula unifasciata is the source of this 714-nucleotide messenger RNA. The record is from the annotation of a GenBank genome assembly. Lineage: Eukaryota; Metazoa; Mollusca; Gastropoda; Stylommatophora; Geomitridae.
UUUAAAAUACUUUUCUUUGAUUUCAAUAUGUGAAAGUUUACAUGCUGAUUUAAUUAGUGCACCAAAGUCAGCAUCGAAUGGCUUCGGACUUAGCUGCCAAAUCAUGACAGAGACUGUGUUAGGAAAGACACCCAUGCUGAAGUUAAGGAUGGAUAGAAAGCGCACGGGGAUUCAGAAGGUACUAGACUGGAAUCAGUUUAGCAGCCUAGAAAUGGAGACAUUAUAUCAGCGAUACGUCUUCAAGAUCCAGCAGUCCGCUAUGAUGUGUAUGGCUCUUCUAUUUACUGUCUUAUGUCUCAGCUUGGCUGUACUGACCACGGCAUUUGUCAGAAAUUAUACAGUCUACAGCUUGUUCUUGUAUGGCGAAGGCUUGAUAUUUUUCAUCUUCUUUAUCGUGAUGAAAAGCAACUUGAUGAAAGAGCAACACUUCAUGGCCGUGAACUACGUUUUCCUUGCAUUUGUGACAAUUCUGGGAGUUGUGAGUGUUCCGCUACCCUUUGGUUCACCACCUGGCUUUGAGGAUCAUAAGUUGAAUAUGGCUGACGGUGCUUGGGUUGUUGCCUUUGUAAUAUUUAAUAUAUACGCCCUGACCCCUCUCCAGACUUUGCCUAAGUGUAUCUUAGGAGGAUCUAUUCCUCUGGUUCAUCUGGUGGUGUCUUCACAAACGUGUAAUCAGCUUCCGGAUUUACUUUGGCGGCAGGUGAGUAUUGUUGU